UUUGAAGGGGAGAACAGAACUUGAGUAUUUCUUUGAUGUUCGCUUAACAAUACAAAACGUGACUCAGGAGGGAGCGCGAGCUCCGCUCCUCCUCCCUUUCGGCGUCGGACCGGCUUUUCCUGAGGUCACUGCAGCACGUGAUGCGUGCGGACGCGAUAAGGGUUCGGCUGCUUGGUGUUGUGCGGGUCGUGUGCGGGUUCCGCCGCCGGGGAGGUAUACAAAAGGCUGGAGAAAAUUUUAAAGGAAGAUGGCCUGGUAAACUGCAAAGAGAGAGUUUUUGGUCUCAUAAUGACAUCAGCACUCGCAUCCAUUUGGGAGCUACACUGGUACAUGUUGGUUCCAUUGUUCCGUGGUCUAUUUGCCUGAUUUUUUUCUAUUUUUUUUUUAUAAAGAGAACCUUAUCUAACUUGGUCACCACCAUGUAUCAGGUGGUCCUGGGUGGUGCUGAGUGCGGCAACAUAGGCCCUACAGGAAACGCUGCGGCCAGCAAGCGUAAGAGGGGCAGGGAAGGACACCGUUUGAUAGGUGCAGGCAUGCUGGGUGUCGUCCUGCUAAUUGUUGCAGUGGCUGCCUGGUGCUACUACACGGCUUCCCUGAAGAAGGCUGACCAGUUGAAGACCGAGCUGUUGAACCUCCAUAAGGAUGGGUUUGUCAUCCGCAAUCAGGCGGGAGUCGUGGUUUUCCGCAUGGCUUUCAGAUCAGGAACCCUUGACUUGGACUCUUGCUCGAAGAAGGGAGUGAUACUGAGCUGUGACAGGUCAGAUGUGGGCAAAGUCAAUUUCUUCAUCCAGGUAGUGUGGCCCAGGGACACAGUGAUGUGCUACAGGGUGCGCUGGGAGGAGCUGGUACCCGGGCGUCCUGUGGAACACGCCAUGGACUACAAUGGCUCACACUGGUAUGGCGGCGAUGAAAGAGCCACUCAGCAUUGGCCCCUCUCCAUAGCAGGCCAGCAGGAGCCUGAACCCUUCAUCACUAGUGACGUCUACUCCAACCGGCAUAAAUUUGGCGGCAUCCUGGAGCGUUACUGGCUCUCGUCUAAUGCUGUAGCUAUUAAGAUCAACGAUUCGGUACCGUUCCACUUGGGCUGGGACGAAGUAGCACAGACCAUGCGCUUUCAGGCUAGAUAUCAGGACAGCCCUUACAAACUGCUCCAAGGACCACAGGGCCAUGCCGAGCUCAGCUACAGAGUCUGUGUUGGCUCUGACAUCACCUCUAUUCAUAAGUACAUGGUCCGGCGCUACUUCAACAAGCCCAAUAAGGUUCCUUCUGAAGCAGUGUUUCACCACCCUAUAUGGUCCACGGGAGCCCUGCACAAGAGUGAAGUCAGCCAGGAGAACUUGCUAACAUACGUAGCUAACAUCCAAAAGUAUGGCUUCAACUGCAGCCACCUGGAGCUGGUUGACUGCUACACAAGCAACUAUGGGGAUUUUGAUUUUGAUCCCAUUAAAUUCCCAAAUGCCACAGCCAUGUUCCUGCAGCUAAAGGCCGAUGGAAUUCUUGUGUCCCUGUGGACUCAUCCUUUUGCCAACUAUGACUCUGCCAACUUUGGCGAAGGAGUGCGUAAGGGGUUAUUUGUGCGGGAGCCCACUGGAAGUCUUCCAGCUCUGGUGCGCUGGUGGAAUGGCAUAGGUGCAAUUUUUGACUUCACAAACCCAGAAACCCGGGACUGGUAUGCUUCACAGCUGCGUGCUCUCAAGUCCAAAUACGGGGUGGCCUCCUUUAAGUUCGAUGCAGGUGAGACCAGCUAUCUGCCCCGGCAGUUUAGCACCUUCGCUCCCCUGCAUGACCCUAGUACCUUCACUCGCCGCUACACAGAGAUGGCCAUCCCCUUCAACGAGCGAGCUGAACUCCGGGUCGGGUACCAGUCGCAGAACAUCUCCUGCUUCUUUCGCCUCAUUGACCGUGAUUCGGUAUGGGGUUACGAGCUGGGCCUCAAAUCCCUUAUCCCCACUGUGUUAACCAUUAGCAUUUUGGGCUACCAGUUCAUCCUGCCUGGCACAAUCGGUGGUAACAUGUAUCUCAAUCGUACUGACAGCAGUCGGCGACUGCCCGACCGGGAACUAUACAUCCGCUGGCUGGAGCUCUCCGCUUUCAUGCCUGCCAUGCAGUUUUCCAUCCCACCCUGGGAAUACGAUGAUGAGGUUGUCCAGAUUGCCCAGCGGUUCACAGCGCUCCACGAGACACUGGUGGCCCCCAGGGUGCUGGAGCUUGCAGGGGAAGUUCUAGACACUGGGGACCCCAUUGUGCGACCUCUGUGGUGGAUUGCCACUGACGAUGAGGCUGCUUAUAAGAUUGACUCCCAGUUCCUGAUUGGCGAUGAUCUCAUGGUUGCACCAGUUCUUGAGCCGGGGAAACAGGAGAGAGAUAUCUACCUCCCAGCUGGGAAGUGGCAAAGCUACAAAGGGGAGUAUUUUGAUAAGGGCCCCAUGUACCUCACAGACUACCCAGUUGACCUGGACGAGAUUGCGUACUUUGUCUGGGCACAGUAGGUAUCGUUUUGAGAAAUUUUACAUCAUAAAUGAAUCAUCACUGCAUUAUACAUAAAAUAUUUUGCAUAAGUGAAUUUUCUCAAGUUCUUUAAAAUGCUUGUGCCUAACUCAGGAAAACAUAGCAGUUUAUUAGUAUUUAAAUUUUUUGAAAUGGCUCACCUGAUGGGAGUACUUCCAAGGUAGCAUUCAUGUGUAAAACUUAAGCAUUAAUUUUUUUGAUUUUAAUGUAGGUCUAAUUCCCUGGACAUUAAAGAAAAUAGAGAUGACUUCCAUUUAGAGGCAGCCAUAUAUGUGCCUUUGAGAGUGUUUUUAAUAUAUUAUGAAUUCUAAAUGUAUCCAAAAAUGCAAAUUGAAUGAUGGUUUCCAAAUCAUUUUUGUAAUGUCAAAUGAUUGAAAUUUUAAGCAUGUAGACCUUGGUGCAUUUGGAUUUGGGCUUAGGUUGAUGCUUUACUGGGGUUUAUUAGCUAGGUUUAAUGCCUGAUUCAUUGUUCAUUUUAAUUGUUUUACAGCACUGAGGUCAGCCAGUGUGUCCACAUGCACAUGCAGUGAGGCGGCAGUGUGCUCUGGCCACUAAGCAGCGUCACUCUUAUCCCAAUAAUCCCAGUUCCUAUUUAUAAUGAUGUAUAUUAUUACAUCUGCCUAACAGAUGUCCAGCUGACACCUUGUACAACAGUCGUAAAAGUUAACUGGUUACUCAUGCAUACAUAUCUCACUACAUUUUGUAUCUCUCUUUACUAGAGGGCGGACUAUAUGAUUGAGUGUGUGUCAACGAUACUUUACACUGACACAUUUUGAGCUAAAAGUAUUGGCAUAUUUCACAUUUUCCAUGGGGAAAAUCAAAAUGACUUUUACGAAGAGCAUCUAAUGGCACCCCCUACACGCCAAGCUAUGGCUGCAGGCUCUUGGCUCUUUGCAAAAUGGUUUAAUGAAUUGACCUCCGAUUGUGAUGACUUUCAGACACCCUAGAUCCGUUCUUUUAGUCGUCAUGCUAAUGGAAAUUAGCAUGAUAAAGAGGUUUAAUAUAUAGUGUUAUAAAAUGCAGCAGGUCAAAUCUGUGAUAAGAGCAAUUUUGCUAGUCAGUUGAAUUGGCGUAUCCUGCCAAUAAAAUGCCUGCAGUCAGUAAACUGCUUUUGCACUGAUCUGUAUACUCAGGUGAGGUUUUAUUGUAGCUAUAGUACAUUUGCAAAGCAUAAACAAGUUAUAUGAUUUUCAGAAUCCGAGCCCAUUAUAUAUAUUUUUUUGCACUGUAUGAGAUUCUUUUAUACAAUGAAUGUAAUUAUAUAUGGAAAAAAACAUGAAUACUGUUUUAA
Paramormyrops kingsleyae is the source of this 3799-nucleotide messenger RNA. The record is from RefSeq and is a predicted model, not a curated record. NCBI's taxonomy places the organism in Eukaryota, Metazoa, Chordata, Actinopteri, Osteoglossiformes, Mormyridae.